AUGUUGGAGGAGGGAGGGGAUCAAGAAGGGAGGAAGAAGAAGCACACCUGCAAGAUCUGCCGCAGGAGCUUCCCCUGCGGGAGGUCACUGGGGGGGCACAUGAGGUCCCACGCCGGAGGAACUUCCCCUCCAUCGCCGCUGCCGCUCCAGCGGAACCAGAGAAGCAGGGGGCUCGCAGAAGCUGGUUAUGGCCUCCGGGAGAACCCCAAGAAGACGAGGAGGAUAUACGAAUCCGCCGCAGGGAUCGACGCCUGCCAGAGGAGGGAGAAGCUCUGGGGGCAAGAAGAAGCAGAUUUAGCGCUUUGUCUCAUGAUGCUCUCCAGGGACGCCGGCUUCUGGGGCGGCGGCGAAGGCGGAGAGAUAAACUGGGUCAAGAAGACGGAGGAAGAAUCCGCGGAUUCAGGCGAUGGGUCUGCCGCCAUGGAAGACCUUGUGAAGAACCCUAAGGGAGCUCUGAGCAAAAAGAGGAAAUCAGGCGGCGACGGGGGCAAAUUCGAGUGUAAGUCCUGCAGAAAGACUUUUCCUUCUCACCAGGCCCUCGGAGGACACCGAGCGAGCCACAAGAGGAGCAGCAUCCGCCGCUGCGGCGGAGAUUCGAAGCUCUCUGCAGAGUUUACGCAGACGAGCUCUGCGUCACCGGAGGAGGGCUCCGUCGCCGCCGCCGUCUUCCCCGCCGUAGAAGCUCCGGCGGAACACCUCGAUCUCGAUCUCUCGGGUCCCUGCAACGAGGAGUCGGAAAUGUGGCUCAGCCGGCGAUGGCAACCGCUUCUGAAUCUCUGA
Spirodela intermedia is the source of this 780-nucleotide messenger RNA. The record is from the annotation of a GenBank genome assembly. NCBI's taxonomy places the organism in Eukaryota, Viridiplantae, Streptophyta, Magnoliopsida, Alismatales, Araceae.